Molecule: messenger RNA, 4785 nt
Organism: Pocillopora verrucosa
Lineage: Eukaryota; Metazoa; Cnidaria; Anthozoa; Scleractinia; Pocilloporidae
Product: diacylglycerol lipase-alpha
Biological process (GO): diacylglycerol catabolic process; arachidonate metabolic process
Molecular function (GO): lipase activity
Source: RefSeq, a predicted model, not a curated record
UAAGGAGACUUCCUUUAAAGAAUUGUUGAUGGCUUGACUCGCCCCAAAAAAGCACUUCUUUAGUGAUUUUUAUAUAAAUUACCCUGGUUUUCCAAGGGAUAAGUACGUUUAAUCCAUAGGAAAGUUUCUCGUCAAAAACCUUUGUGGGGAAACCCUUCUAAGUGGAAACAUUCACGUGGAUGCUUCCUUCUUUCAUCAAAACAUGCCGGGAAUUGUUGUGUUUAGGCGUCGCUGGAUGGUUGCAAGCGAUGAUUUGGUUAUUCCGUUUGGAAUUGCUUUCGUCCUCAGAGGAAUAUGGAUGAUUGUAUUGUCAUUAGCUGUUGGUAUCUAUCAUGGCUUUUACCACCUGCACCAAGCUGACAAAGAAGACCAACAUAUUUGUGAACAGACCCUAGAUUAUUUUAUGGGAGGCUACUUAGCCCUUCUUUUUGCAACAAAUAUUAUGGAACUUUCCAUUGCGUGGAUGAGUGGAAAGGGGUCCAUCAUGGACACUGAACCUCGAAAUCUAAUACCACAACUUCUCUAUGUUCGUCUUGUCCUUGCUAUCUUGGAAGUCCUAUGGCUUUCAAUAGGAAUAAAAUGGAUAUUUAUUGAUGGCACAACAUGUGAAUUGACUCAUGAGAUUUAUAUUUCAAGAGCAAUUGUGAUUUUCAACUGGCUGUUUUUAUUUACAGUUAUGGUUAUUAUAUAUUGUAUAUUUGACUCUGCUGGGAAAAUGUGGGUUGAUUUUAAUGAGGCACAGCUAACAGGAGAUAGUUUAGAUGCUUCAGUCAGUUAUGGUAACCACAUCAUGCGCAAAUAUGAAAAACGUUGGGAAGGAUGCUUCAAGCGAUGUUUUUGUUGCUCUGGAGUAGGACAAGGAGAUGAUAAUGUCUUUACCUUUAUUGGAAGGAAGCUUGCAGAAUAUUUCCAAGAUUUGGAUGUUGUUCCAUCAGACUUUGCAGCUGGACUUGUUUUGCUAAGAAAGUAUCAGAAACAACAAGAACACUAUGCCCUGAUGAAGGCAAUUGAGCAACAACAAGUUCUAGAUUCUCAGAAAGGUGUCAAAAAGUCAUCACUACGCUUUCAAAGAACAAACACAUCUAGAGCACUGAACCUCAAAGACAAGAAAGAACUGCUUCUAUUCAAGGAUGUUGUUUACUACAUGAACUAUGCAUUGUCUGCUUAUGGUUGGCCAAUUUACAUGAAGAACAAUGUAGCUUGUGGAUGUUGCAAGCUCUUAAAAAGUUUCAGGUGUUGCUAUCCAUGUCGUCAUCCAGACCCCAGGUCACAAAAGUUUGUUGACAUUGAAAGUGACAACUGCUGCCGAUGUAAUUACUCAGCCUUAAAGAGGAUAGCUAACAUUCACAACAGUGAUGUCAUUUAUGUCAGCUAUCACAACAAACUCUUUGAAACACCUUUCUUUGUGAGUGUGGAUCAUGUUAAAAAAGCCAUCGUAGUCACAAUCAGGGGAACUUUGUCACUUCAGGAUAUCCUUACAGAUUUCUCCGUUGAGCCAGAAAAAAUUCCCUUGGAUGAUGGAGAUCCAACUUGGUUUGGACACAAGGGCAUGAUAAGAGCUGCCCUCUACCUCAAGAAAAAAUUGGAGACUGGCUAUUUAGCUCAAGCUUUUCAUUCUGAUCCGGAGAGGCACACUGAAUUGUAUCGCCUCAUUGUGGUCGGUCACUCACUCGGUGCUGGGACAGCAGCUAUUCUGGCCAUGUUACUGCGACCGUCUUACCCGGAUCUUUUUUGUUAUGCCUUCUCACCACCCGGAGCCACCUUGAGUCUACCGGCGGCAAAGUAUGUCCGUGAUUUUGUCAUCUCAGUCGUCAUUGGGAAAGAUAUGAUUCCAAGAUUGAGUCUUUACACUAUGGAGGAUCUUCGGAACAAGAUAAUGGCCGUGAUAAAAUAUUCCACCACUCCAAAGUGGAAGAUUUUACGUGGAUGCGUUUGCCGUUGUGCAUUCGUGUGCUGUUAUGGGUGCAGAUGUGUCAACUGUGAUGCUCAGCUACGAGACAGUGAGGCAGACUGGGAACACUUCCAGUUGCCUAACAACAAGAACUCUCAGACACCACCAUUCUUUCCACCUGGAAGAGUAAUUCACGUGGUCAAAACUGUGUCCGUUCCAGGCCGAUGCGGUCGGAAGGGGACCAUAUUCGAACCGGUUUGGGCUGACUUACAGGACUUCCAGACGAUUCAAAUCUCAGGCCUUAUGUGGGAGGACCACAUGCCAGACUUUGUUCUAAAGGCGCUAAAUCAGUGCCUUCCCUCCAAGGAACAGGAAGAGAGUGUUCUUUCAGCCCCAGAUCCACCAUUUCCUAACGUACUAGAGGUCCCUCCUACAGGAUUUGUGGAGCCUAAUCACUUUCAUAAGCAAAAUAAUCACAUUGCGUCAAGAUCACUUCGAGAAGCGAAUGCGGUCUAUGAUACAGAUGACGAAGUACUCGAGAGAGUUAUUUCUACUGACUCGCUGGCGUUGGAACUGAAUCACCCCUUAUGGCGGGUAGCUGCGCUGUCUUCAGAGUCACGUAGAGCACCGAUUGCGCGCCCGGAAAGCGGCUUUGAGGAUUCCGAUUUAGAAGAAAGUGCACCAUCUUCGCGGGUUUCCGCCACCUGGGCUAAUUACAUACUUCCUUCUGUCCAGCAAAGCACUGAUAACGUUGUCAUAGACAUUCAUCCGCGUCCUCGCGCGAACACAGACCUUUCUGAGUCACCAACCUCAGAAAGAUUCACGAAACUUUAUAACGAUACAAGUAAGGCUACCUCUUCUGGUUCAAUUUCGACAAAUAUUUCUUGUACGCCCCGAUCAAACGGGGCUCCACCUCCUAAACCUCCACGAACAUUCGAGACAGAAAGGUCCGAGGGGAGGCAGAGUUUCAGAUAUAAACCGCCGCCGAAGCCGCCGCGAACUUACGAGUACGACUCUCAAAUUCAAGCGAACUUUUCUUCAUCUUUGUAUUGGAAUUUUCCUCGUCCACGAGCACAACGGUAUCAGACUCAGUUUUCGUCUCCAGAUCUGGACGGAAGUAAUCUUUCCUCUGACUCGUUGGAUGGAAAAGAAUCUGGAGAAAUACUUCCUCCUUAUAGUCCACAUCGUAAACAAAAACAGUUUACUUUUCGGAUAAUCAACGACCAUGUGAACGGUGACCUUGAACACAAUAGAGAAAAUUCCUCUUUCUCUAAACAAAGUUGUCAUUUAAAUGGCGAUGCUAUCCGGAGACCGAAGGCACGGUCGAUUGAGUCAUCGGGCCCCGAGUCUCGGUUUUCGGUUUCGGAUUCGGGUCUUCAUAUUUCACAAGAAGAGGAAUUCUUACUAGGAUCUGUUAAACCGCGCGGGGGAAGGCGAAAAAGAAAGCCGAUUAAACAAGCCACUUCAGAGAUACUCCAGCACUCAUGCUCCACCGCAGACCAGCCUCUGACCACGCGAAGAACUGAUGCGAAUUUUUUAGAGACCACUUUAUAGCAUAGCUGGAAGUUAUGGGGAUUUGUAAGUUGUAAAGCCUUAGUUUGCACAUGAAGGGAAGUCCCGUUUGUCUACUCCCUUGGUUUAGUUUUAGUGGAGAGAGAGGUUAACAAUAGUUGUGAAAUAUUUUAAAUUAUUAUGAUAAGUAACAUUAUGACAUACCAUUUGAAACAAACCCUAGACAAGAGCUUAAACAAAGUUUACAUUUUUACGUUUGUUACAAAUUUAAAUAAGCUUUGUGGCGGAACUCAGCCAGAAAGGUCUAGUUAGUUCUUCGAAUGGCCGUUACUUUUGCAAGUCAUGUAGAACAGGGUGCCUGCAGAGUAUUGGGAAAUUCCUUUCUUUCUUUGUGAUGAUUUGAGUUUCCUGACCAUUGCCAUUUUUGAGAGAAAUCGUAAUUUAAGUAUUUAUGUAUAGACUUACGUGAAACUGACUGGCUUGCGAUGAUUCAUCGGGCUUAAAUUCCUUUUAAACACACUGAAGAAUUUCCCUUUUGAAAAAUUUAUUACAAUAGCGGCUCCUUAUUGGCCAGCUAGUCUGAACUUUCUAAACGAGUUACUGACCGACAUGAAAGCGCUCUUACUCAACUGAUACAAAUUAUAACCUUACGAACUGCAAUAUAACUGCUCCAACAAAGCAUAUGCAAAAAGCGCGGGAAAACCCCUUCAGCCAAUAACUUUUGGCCUUUUACUAUGAUCGGUUGUAAAAAUGAUUCUUUCAGAUCUUUUUGAAGUAAUUUUAAUCAAUGAAUUAGAGCCUUUUAUUUAAGAAUUGUUAUUUAUUUCAGAUGUAUCUAGUAUGUAUUGAAACUUUAUGAGAAAAACCAAGAUAUACAUAAUAUAUAAGUUAAAUUGGAGUUUAAAUUCAAGAGAUAUGAGCUAUAAAUAUUAAUUAUUGCCUUAGUGUUUUUAUUUGGCGGUUUUUGCCGCAGCUUUGUUCGUUACUUAAAAUUUUUUUUAACAUUUAUUUUAUUCUAUUAUCAGUACUUUUUUUGUAAAUAUUUCCACAGUGCUUUUCAUUUCACGCUGUGCUUUAACUCGAAGAGAUAUGGGUAAAAAAUAUUAUUGAUAGAUAUAGAUAGUAGCUGUAGAUUCAAAGUUAUUGCAUUGCAUGCACAAAUGAUGAUUAAAAAAUGAUUAUAAUUAAACUUGAAUUACAAGGAGAUGAAAGGUUCCAUAAAUUCCCAUGCUAUGAUUCAGAGGUCCUGUGUUUUUCUAAUCAAGCGUCAUAUUUCUAAAUUUACGGAGUGCUUAAUCUAAAAAUGUACUCAUUGGAAACAUUUCGUUAUGGCUGUUGUUUUGUCUUCUUUGCCAAAUUUAAGCAGUGAGAGGUCAGCACCA